Cephus cinctus (wheat stem sawfly) is the source of this 1314-nucleotide messenger RNA. RefSeq names its product endocuticle structural glycoprotein SgAbd-1. Gene Ontology annotation, cellular component: chitin-based extracellular matrix. Lineage: Eukaryota; Metazoa; Arthropoda; Insecta; Hymenoptera; Cephidae. The record is from RefSeq and is a predicted model, not a curated record. The coding region runs from base 141 to 884 and encodes 247 amino acids. Gene Ontology annotation, molecular function: structural constituent of chitin-based larval cuticle. The transcript has 3 exons.
AACAAAAUUGAAAAUUUCCCCCGGGGCGCAGGAGACGCACGAAAAUAAAAUGUUAAUUCGUGUCGUAAGACCGGUGAUGGUAUAUAUAACAGUGUCAUCGAGGAUUCUGAGGAUAGUUGCAGGCUACACCUCAACCGAACAUGGUCAAGGCAUUCUUAGUACUUCUAGCCGUCUACGUGGUGUCCGGCGCACCAGCAGUACCGUUCGCACGGUAUGGGUUACCUGGUGAUAACGAGGGGGAAGUAUUUCUGCCGACGGCCGUACUUCCGGGGGUGAAAAAUUUAGAGGAAAAGUUCCUACCCCUUGAGCAGUUCCAGAGCCCUCCGGAAAAUUUGCAAGGAACUAGAAACCUGGCUGAGAAGACGCAGUUGCCGGAUACGUUACCAGGGGUGCGAAACUUGGCUGAGAAAUCUAUCCCGGAAUCAAUAACUCUGAGGAAGCUGCCAGCUCAAGUACCUGAUUUUCCAAAAUUGGAAGUCGAGAGUGUACCCGUAUUACAAAACAUCCCAGAACGCAUCGAGCAGCCCCUGGUCCCUGUUCCUACACCAGACUUCCAGGUGGGUGAGGAAAUCCUGAGUGACGCCAUCCCGGGCCCUGUCGAAUCCAUUGAGGAUAAAGCACCUGGGUCACUUAUCAUCCCCCCUGGCACCAAACUCAAAUUGGAAGAUGAUCGUGGACAGUAUUCUCACGGAUUCUCAACUCCGGAUGGUACUCAGGUGCAGGAAACUGGUCAUCUGAUCACUACCAACGGUGGCUGGGAAUACGUAAUCGCCAAGGAGGGUAGUUACAGCUACACCAGCCCUGAGGGUACUCCGGUGACUGUGAGCUACAUUGCCGACCACAAUGGAUUCAGGAUAACGGGACAGAAGAUUGGCCGACGGUAAAGCUGUGCUAGUCGAUAACCAGGUGGUCCUUACGUUUUUCGAAAUUUGGAGCGUUCUUACCUACCGACGGUAGGACUUGAAGAAUUUCAGUAUCUCGACACCACUGAACGCGUAGACUGGUUAUUCAAGAACGGUAAAGAUUGUAAGGACUUUCUGUGGGGGAGCAGAGAGGAGACUUUUGGAUUGAAAAUAAAAUAUUGUACAGUGUGCAAAGCGUGGCGAGCGCCCUGGGUCUGUAGUAGCAGGAGUAAAUAUUUAAAAGACAACGAACAUAAUACGUAACACUAAUCAGAGUAUCGAUAAGAGCUAUCGAGAAGGAGAGUGGACACUUCGUAUUACGUUCCGGCAUCACUUGAACUCUUUUCUUUGUCAUUUUCUUAUUUAAUUAUAAACCGUCUUAGCAUACCAAUUUAAUAAAUUAUGAAAGAAA